This is a messenger RNA of Nematocida parisii ERTm1, 315 nucleotides long. RefSeq lists its product as uncharacterized. The record is from RefSeq and is a predicted model, not a curated record. The transcript has a single exon. The coding region runs from base 1 to 156 and encodes 51 amino acids. NCBI's taxonomy places the organism in Eukaryota, Fungi, Microsporidia.
AUGAAGGAUAUGGGCAUAUAUUCACUGCCUAUAAAGGAACAGAAUAAAUUACAGGAACUACUGGAUAAAGUAAAAGGGUACACAGAAGCUGAGACAAAAGAAAAUCUAUCAUUGGGCACACUUGACUACCUUAGAAAGUACAGGAUUAAUAGGUAAUUUAUUAUUAACUAUCGAAUGUAUAAGACUGUAAAGUGUUUUGUAAUAUGCAUUGAUUAUUUUCAUAAUAAAACAUUAUAUAAUGAUAUUUGUCUUAUUAUACGUAUAUAACUCAAAAUUAAAUAGAAUAAGUAAGACACAAAGAGUACACAGAGCAUA